AUGGAGGGCCAGGUCCUGCAACUGGCGGCAGCCCUGGUGCUGGCCGCCGUGGGCUGCCUGCUGGUGCGCAGAGUGGCCCGAUGGGCUGCCACUCUGCGCGCCCUGUCCAAGCUGCCCCGCCCUGAAAUGUCCAUAGUAGGGUGCAUGGACAUGAUGGCUGAUCCCGACCAUAUAUCGCAUACAUUCACGCGGUUUGCCAACGAGCUGGGGGAUAUCUUCUAUGUACGAGUGCUUCAUGUCCCCAUGGUGAUCGUGGCCGACCCGGCGCUCUGGCAGGCGGCGCUGGCGCCCGGCAUCGACCUGCCCAAAGGCAGGAGCGUGUAUGGAAUCAUCGAUCAGAUGACCAGCCCCGGCGGGCGGCACCCCAACCUGCUGGGCCACCACACGCACACCGGCUACUGGCGGCUGGUCCGCAAGGGCGUGGCCCCGGCCUUUAAUCCCAGGAACAUCAGGGGCGUGUUCCCGCACGUGCUGGACCUGACCGAGCAGCUGACUGCGGUACUGUACCGUGCGGGACCACAGCAGUACCUGGACGUCGACAACCUGCUGCAGCGGGAAUCUCUGGACGUCAUCGCCCGCAUCGGCUUCGCCACCAACUUUGGAGCCAUCCAGUCGUUCCAAAUGCCCGGGGAGUCUGCCCAGCAGCAGCAGCAGCAGCAGCAGCAGCAGCAGCAGCAGCAGCAGGGGCAGGGAGGCGGCGGUGGCGGUGGCGUCACGACAGCGGCAACGCCGGCAGCAGCGGCGCAGCAGCAGCAGCGCGCCAGCAGCAGCGCGGCAGUGGGAGGGGCCGCCGGGAUCGACAACGGCAUAUUUGGCGUCAUGGCUGCGGCGGGGGCGGAAGUGGUGGCGCGCCUGUCCAACCCCAUGCGCUUCCUGCUGCGGCAUGUGACGCCGGGCUGCCGCAAGGGAGAGGCCAAUCUGAGGGAGAUGCAGGCGCGCAUGCGGGCGUUGCUUGGCGACAUCAAGGCGAGGGGGGCUCCUCAGGAGGGCGACACAUCCAUCGCCGCCCACCUGCUGCGCCUGCGCGACCCCGGCACAGGCAAGGCGGGAGGGCGCGUGAGGCUGGGGAGCGGGCCCCUUCCGGACGAGCGCCUGGCUGCCGAGAUCGGCCUGUUCUUCUUCGCCGGCUUUGAGACCACGGGGCACUCCAUGGGAUGGACCCUGUUCUGUGUGGCGCAGCACCCAGAGGUGGAGGGCAAGAUCUGCGCAGAGCUGGAUGGGCUGGGCCUGCUGGUGACCCCCAGCCGCCCCCGCCCGCGCCAGCUGGAGUAUGCUGACCUGUCGCAGCUCAAGUACCUGGGCAUGGAGGCGAUGCGGCUGGUGCCCGUCAGCGGCGGCACGGUGCGGGUGUCCCCGGACCGCCCGCUGCGGCUGGGCGGCCACACCAUUCCCGCGGGGGUGGAGAUUCUGCUGGCAGUGCAUGCCCUCAUGAACUGUGAGCGCUACUGGGACCGCCCCUCCGAGUUCCUCCCAGAAAGGUGGGAAGAGGACCAGGCAGAGUACUGGCUGGGCGACGCCCCCGGCAAGGGGCCCGCCAAGCAGCAGGCGGGGGUGGCAGCGGCGGCAGGUGCAGCAGCAGACGGCUUCCAGCUGGUGGACGACGAGGAGGCUCUGCGGGUGGACGCCGCCCGCCCUCCCAAGCGCUUCCUGCCUUUCAGCGCCGGCUUCCGCAACUGCAUCGGGCAGGUGUGGUCUGUGCAGAACCUGGCCAAGAUGAACCUGCAUGCCACGCUGGCAGUGCUGCUUUCGCGCUUCUCCUUCCAGCUGGGUGGGUGUGACCCUGGGGCGCCUGCCACCUGGCACUGCGCGCUGCCGCGCCUGUGGGUGGCAGCACAUCUACGGGGCCCCGGAGCGCUGUGGGAGAUCCACGCCAAUCGGCUGACGAUGCAGCCAAAGGACGGGCUGCCCAUGCGAUGCAUCCCCCGGGCCCGCGGCGACGGCCCAGCGGUAUAG
Molecule: messenger RNA, 1953 nt
Organism: Chlorella variabilis
Lineage: Eukaryota; Viridiplantae; Chlorophyta; Trebouxiophyceae; Chlorellales; Chlorellaceae
Exons: 12
Coding region: 1-1953 (650 amino acids)
Molecular function (GO): heme binding; iron ion binding; oxidoreductase activity, acting on paired donors, with incorporation or reduction of molecular oxygen
Source: RefSeq, a predicted model, not a curated record